Messenger RNA from Phytophthora nicotianae INRA-310, 192 nucleotides. RefSeq lists its product as hypothetical. The coding region runs from base 1 to 192 and encodes 63 amino acids. NCBI's taxonomy places the organism in Eukaryota, Oomycota, Peronosporomycetes, Peronosporales, Peronosporaceae. The record is from RefSeq and is a predicted model, not a curated record. The transcript has a single exon.
AUGCGUCGAAGUGAUGAUACCCGAUCUCCAACUGUUGAGAACAAAGUUACUCAAGAAAUCACCAGUAAACUCGAGAUGGCGAUUGGAGACGCGAUUACUGCUCUUGAGUUCGACUACUACGAACUUGGAGUCGCGCUGUUCCGCUUCUUUACGACGGUCGGGUUCUGCGUCAUGUUCGCUGUUCUUGUGUAG